GCGUGUGUAAACGAAUGUAAUCUGUGUAAGGUAACGAGGACGGUAUCCCCAUUAAAAAUGCCGUUUGCAUCUUUACGUGCCAUGCGUGUGCUCCACACCCCGACUCCAAACAGAGGAGGACUGAGGGAUGCUGCUGCGCGCCUGACUACUGCCACCAAAGCAACAGUCAGACUAAUCUGGAACGUCGACAGCGGGCAUAUUAUUUCUAAAGCUAACAGUCCGUCCUGUGUCGUCGGCCUCAUGGAUCCUGGUGGAAGCGAGCUGGACUCCAGUCUGCCUCAACCUGAGAACCCGUGCCUGAUCGUGGAGGACUCCCAGCCGGACAGUGUGGCUCUGGAGGACGAUCCUGAAAGCAGUUACCGAGCUCUGCUGGCUCGCCGCCUGUCCAGCCUGCAGCCGACCUCCCGCAGCCCGGUGCUCGAACUGAUCUCACCACUAGGAGCCCGAUGUUCUCAGACUGAUAGCCAGUCAGAGGGUUUGCACAUCAACAGCCAGGCUGGACCUGGCAUUUCUGUGGCAGUAGACCCAAGUUCAGCAUUCCAGGAGGAGAGUCAAGUUAUAAACAUCUGCCCUCCCCCAAAUAACAAACGGUCUGAAUCAGAGGAUACUGAUAUGGAUUCUAGAGCUGAUUCAACCACACACUGUAUUCAGACUGAGGAGGGGUCCUCCCAGUUUGGGUUUCUUGAGCUUUCGCAGAGUCAGGAUCUGCAUCGUGGGCAAGUAAACAGUCAAGAAGAAGAGAAGGCUGUUGUGCCUCAGCCAGACAGUGAGAGCCAUCCCAAAUUAGCACUCAUAGAGAGGAACAUCAAUGGUGCAUCUUCAGGAAACCAGGACAACAAAGUAGUGAGGUCUGAAGUAAGCUCCAGCAGCUCGUCUGAACCUCUAGGUCAAACUGGCAGGCAGGUGAACGUCCAAGCUUUGCUGCACUCUCAGGUCCUCCAGACCUCUGCUGAGACCGUCCAGCAGGACUCUGAGAUACUGUCAUCACAGGAGGACCUGUUUGAUGCAGAUAAGUCAGGUGCUGCUGUUGACAGCACGGUAUCUGAGGCGGAGCAGCAGGGUCUGCCCACCUCGACACCAGCUCACACCCUGCAGCUCCUGCAUCUGUCUGGACAGGACACCCUGGCACAGGAAAGUCUCUCCCAGAGCUCUGUAGAUUAUGUUGCACCCACCCCAGACAACUUCACUCACACUCCUCUAAUUGUUCCCUGCUCACCGACAGGACCAGAGAAUGAAAACGUUGGUGAUGACCCGAUGGAUACUUCACUGCCUCCAGAGGACCAGUGUGUGGAAAAGAAAGAGGAGCCGAUGGAAACUGAUGCCGUCUUUAAACCACACCCAUGUGCUUCCACUCCCAUUUCCCAGAAUUCAGCUGGCUUUGUGAUAGAGUGUACAGUGUCUCAGCCGUCCCUACCAGAGUUCUCCCAUGAUGUGUUUGUUCCAACCCAGAGCCAGGAUACGCCACAACAGGUUGUUGAGAAGACUGCGUCAGUGCCUCAUGAGACUCAGCCUCCCACUUUGGAGCCAGCUCCUUUUACAUUGCCUUUGCAGCUGUCUGAGAACACAGAGAGCAGUGACCAUGCUCAGCUGACCUCAGACCAGCUUGAUGAGGACAGUCAGGCCACACAGAUAGAAGAAGUUGAAGAAAAGCUGGGUGUCGACACCAGCAACCUUAUGAUGUCCCACCCGGAUCACAACGGCCGCAGCAACAGCUUCCCCUCUGAAUCAGAAACCACUGGCAGUCCUAAAGUCCCAGUGACUGACAAGUUGGAGGACUCUAAUCUGUCCCUAAAUUCCGAAGUGCACAAAAAGACAGAAACCGUUUUUAGUCUACAAAAUGUGAAUGUUAAAGAAAGUGCCAACACGUUGGGUAGCUCUGCUGGACCUGCGACCUGCUCUCAGGAGAAGCUCGACUCCACUGAUGUGAGUGUGAACAGCUGUGUGUGCGUGCAGGAGACUUCAUCAGACACGACACCUGGGAGUUUGGCCUCACAGACCUUAACUGUGGAUGUCAGACGAGGAGGGACUGCACAUAUUCAGUCUGAGGAGUCACUGCCGCAGGAAGGGUCGAUGGUUGGUAAUGGUCAGAAUGAUGAAGAUGUGAUCAAUAAGCAUGUGCAGGUUGACGCAGAAGAGGAGGAGGAAGAAGGAGACGUGUUGAUGGAGGAGGACACCACAGUGGAAGACGGCGCCUCAGGAGUAGCUCUUAUUCUCUCCCAAAGCCAGCUGCUUUCACCUGAGCACAUGGAGGAAGAGAACAAACAGGAGGGUGAAGAUAGCGGAAGCGUCAUCAUUCUCACAGAGAGUGCAAGAGCCUCUGAGGUUCUUCAGGUAGAUGCAGUUCCUCAGUCGAAGACCAACAGUUCUGAGCCAGUCAGACCCGCAGACUCUGCUUCCACAAAUGGCCAUGAGGCCCAAAUUGAGCCUAAAGAGGUUCACGCAACUCCUGGUGGACCCUCCCAGACUGACAAAGGGAGGCUUGAACCAGAGGGCCUCAAGGACAAGAGUCUUAGUGACAGCUCGGGAGACAUCCCCUUUCACUUCACACUUCCUAAAGACGGGGAGCUGAUUGGACCGGUAGUCAGUGCCACGCCUCCUCUGAUCAACCAGGUCAAGCAGACGCCAAGACACAGCACUCCUAUUGAGAUUGCUUCCUUUUCUGAAAAGCCAGACAUGUUGGCUGAUGUGUCUGCAGAUGUGCCAGCAGCAGCCGUUGACAUUGUGUCAAGGAAGAGCGGUGACGACGUGGCAGAAAAGAGAGAUGAGAAGCUGAGCCUGCGGAUGAAGCUGGUGACUCCUGUGGAAGAGGGAAGCUUGGAGCGUUUCAGCCUGCAGAAGCCAUCAUUAUCAGAUGAGGAUGGAUCUGUUGUCAAGGUUACCACUGUUUCCAAGGCUCCAUCCAGCCCGUCCGUCUUCAGUCGUGUCAGACAGGUGCACAGACAGCAGGAGGAGGAAGACACGCACUUGCCUGAAGACAGCACAGCACCUGCCAGGGAUGAACUGUUUCUGUCUCCACAAAGGAGCUCCCAGACGUCUUCACUGGGAUGCAAGAGCUUCCCAAACAGCCAAUCAGAGCCUUUACAACAGAAAGAAGCUGAGAGUUUACCCACACCUGCUGCUCAGUCUGAUGCUCCCAUUUCGGAAGAGAUUCCAGAGGCACCUGAAGGUCGUGAGCCACCCACCAUAAAAGUGACCGACGCCACGCAGAAGGUGGCUUCUCAGGAGACCUCUGACAAAACCAUCACCAGUCUGUCCAACCAGCACCCACAAAGGAACAUCUCCCAGCAGACCAGCUUAGAUGGACCACUUCUGCAUUCUCUGGCCGGGAUGGGCGAACCAGAGACUCCUUCAUCCAGAAGAGCCGCUGGCCCCGCCCAUCAUAGGCAUGUGCGCACCAUCCAUGAAGUGCGGACCACGAUCACACGGAUCAUUACAGACGUGUACUAUGAAGACGGCAAAGAGGUGGACCGCAAAGUCACUGAGGAGACCGAGGAGCCAGUGGUGGAAUGUCAGGUGUUAGACAACGACAUCUCUCCGUGCCGCACAGGAAGCAGCUCCAUGACCUCUGGCGACCUGGGCGACAUUAGCUCUCUGUCAUCAAAAGCCUCCAGCCUGCAGCACAGCUCUGGAGGAACCAGCAGCAGCACCGCCACUGUUAGGCCAAGCUUCCUCAUACCCCCCAGCCGAGGGUCCAAAUCGAGCAGUCCCAGAAGGGGAGGCGCGCAGCAACAGAGGGGUCACAGGGGGCAAAAGGCAGGGUCAGUGGUCACAAAGGACAGAAGCUAUGGCACCUUGGGUUCCAGGACUCUGGUUCCACUGAGUCCCAGAGGAAGAGCUAGAAGGGGCCGACCCCCGUCCCGCUCCUCUCCGUACAGGCCGACCUUUUCUGGUCACGGGGGAGGUGGUAGUGGUUCACUGCAGAGGGUCAUUAUCCAUGACCAGCCACAGUCCUCCUCAGAGGAUGAACCCUACAGCUGCAUGCAUCCUUCACCCAUCCCAGGCAGCCCCACAGAUCCUGAGCUCCCCUGUCACAGUGACUCUCUGAGGUCAUCACUAGAGGAGGAGAUCUCACCUGGAAGCAGUUUCAUUGGUCUGCGAGUGGUGGCCAAGUGGUCCUCCAAUGGCUACUUCUACUCAGGCCGCAUUAUGAAGGAUGCCGGUGAAGGAAGAUUUCGCCUACGAUUUGAUGAUGGCUAUGAGUGUGAGGUAGCAGGGAAGGAUAUCCUGCUGUGUGAUCCCAUUCCCCUCGAAACGGAGGUCACUGCUCUACUGGAGGAUGAAUAUUUCAGCAUCGGUGUUGUGAAGGGCCAUAAAACGGAGGGCCAGGAGCUGUUCUACAACAUUGAGAGGGACGGCCAGCGGCAGUGGUACAACAGGACCUCGGUCAUCUUGUCUCUGGAGCAGGGAAACAGGCUGAGAGAGCAGCACAGCCUUGGCCCCUAUGAACCCUCCACACCGCUGGCCAAGGCCUCCGACAUUAGCCUGGAUAACUUGGUAGAGGGGAAGCGGCGGCGCAGAGUAGCCUCCAGCGGUCCAAACACUCCCACUCGCAGCUCGUCCAGCAGCCCACGAACCCCGGGACCCUCUGGCAAGAGGAAGCUGGUGACCUUGGAGGACGAAAGGACACCGUCCAAGAGAGGACGCCGGGGGCUUGGUGCCAGAGUCGCUCAGCGGGCUGGGGUCUGUAACACAUCUGGAAGCGGUGCAGACAUCCCGGGUCCAUCAUGUGAUUUGCUGACAUCACGGCCCGCUGAGCAGAACACGUCCCUCUUCAUGGGCUUUGCCUUCAUGCUGACGGCGUCGUCUGAGAUUGACCGUCUGACCAACAUACUCGCUGAGAACGAGGAGUAUGAUUAUGUGCAGACUGGUCCAUAUAACAAAGGCUACACAGAGUCCCAGCUGCAGGCGGGUGGAGGCUUCAUCCUGCCAGACUUCAAUGAAGAGCAGUGUAAGGCGGCCUAUCAGAGCCUGCUGAUAGCAGACCAGCACUGCCGAACCAGGAAAUAUUUGCUGUGUUUGGCCAGUGGCGUGCCAUGUGUGUCUCACUUCUGGGUGCGAGACUGCUGCAAAGAGAACAAACUGCUCAACUACAGGAACUACCUGCUGCCUGCCGGUGUGGGUCCAGAUGACACAGUCAUAGAAUGGCAUCCACGCUGCAGCCCAUUUAAGUCACUGCGAGUCCUCCUUGUGUUCGAAGAGCCAGUGGAGCUCUGGGCACAGCUCUUCACCAUGGGUGGAGCCUCUUCUGUCCGACACUUCCAGGCCGACAAAGACAGCAGUGACAUUCCUGCUGGCAAGUACGACAUUGUGGUAACUGACCGCGCCUGCCCACCAUUGGUUAAGGACAGUGUGACCUCACAGGACAUGCCGCUGGUGUCUCCUGAAUGGCUCAUCCAGAGCGUGAUCUGUGGGGAGCGUUUGGGUUUCCACAGCAAGCCGCAGUAUCACCAUGACUACUCCUCAUAAUCCGACUCAUCAUUAGUGUUCAGCAUUUCUUCUGUUGCAUGCCUCCGCUGUAUAUAAUUUUGUCUGUUUUUAUGGAAUAUUAAACUGUGACCUUGUCUCAUUUUAA
Messenger RNA from Thalassophryne amazonica, 5572 nucleotides. RefSeq names its product tumor protein p53 binding protein, 1 (gene tp53bp1). Gene Ontology annotation, molecular function: histone binding. Gene Ontology annotation, biological process: DNA damage checkpoint signaling; positive regulation of transcription by RNA polymerase II. The record is from RefSeq and is a predicted model, not a curated record. NCBI's taxonomy places the organism in Eukaryota, Metazoa, Chordata, Actinopteri, Batrachoidiformes, Batrachoididae. Gene Ontology annotation, cellular component: nucleus.